This is a messenger RNA of Symbiodinium pilosum, 912 nucleotides long. NCBI's taxonomy places the organism in Eukaryota, Dinophyceae, Suessiales, Symbiodiniaceae. The record is from the annotation of a GenBank genome assembly.
AUGGACUUCGAGAAGCUGACAAAGAAGGUCAGCAACUUCCACAAAAGCUUGAUGGUGUACAACUGGUACUUCCCAAAGGAGGACAAGACGGCCUUGUUCCUAGUAAUUCACUUCGAUCUUGAGCAUGCAGAGUUUGAUGCGAUCUUUCGGGCAGCGAAAGACUUCUUCGGCCAGAAGCACCAGGAUUCCGUGACGACAUAUGUCAACUGGAGCGCCGGCAGUGGCACCCAAAACAAUGUCUUGGAGUGUUGGGCUUCUUGCCUUCAAUCUACGGUGUGCCAGAUUGCCCCCGAUGUGCAGGCAACGGACAGACUGUGGUUCGGAGGGCCAGGAACGGCCAAAGAAAUUGAAGAGGAUCCACCAGAAGAUCGUUUUCCCCUAUAUGUGCUGAAGAAGCCGUGCGACGAGGCCAGCUCAAGCAAAGAAGAAUGGCGAACGAAGACGAAGACUUCAAAACACCGCUUCGUGAGGCAGAGCGAGCAAGAUGAGCAGAAUCAGGCUCUUGCCUCGAAGCCCUGCCCCUGGGGGCAGUUCUGCUUUGAUGGCAGUCGCUGCCGUCGCUUGCACUCAGAGGAAGAGAGGGCCUUCUUCCGUGAGCAUGGUGGUCAGCCACCUUUCAAGGUGAACCCAAAGAAGGCGGAGUCCAGCUUCAUUGUGUGCGACCAGAAGCAUCAUUACGAUGACGUGGACCACUGGAGACGCCAAUGCAACUUCCUCCACAAGGGUGAGGAGCCGACCUUCUGUCAAGCAUGUCGAUCAGCUCCCUGCCGAUGUGAUGAAGGUGAGGGAGACCUGAUUCAGCCGAAUGACCUGCAAUGCCAGUGGCUGAAGGACAGCUGGGUGGAGCCAUGUACAGUGUACAGCAUACAGGACAGAAACUGCAGUCAGUCUUGGUCUCCGCAGGCCCGCUGA